Danio aesculapii is the source of this 1747-nucleotide messenger RNA. Its product is annotated as urokinase plasminogen activator surface receptor-like. The record is from RefSeq and is a predicted model, not a curated record. The coding region runs from base 25 to 657 and encodes 210 amino acids. The transcript is spliced from 5 exons. NCBI's taxonomy places the organism in Eukaryota, Metazoa, Chordata, Actinopteri, Cypriniformes, Danionidae.
AUUUCACUUUCACCCUGAUUCAAGAUGGAUCUGCAAUUCUCAGUUUUUCUUCUGUUUGUUCUUUUCACCACAGGACAAUCUAUUGACUGUUAUGAGUGCGUAAGUGUAACAGAUUCAUGUGCAGACCAAAAGGUAAAAACAUGUCCUGAAAGUCAACACUGCUUCAGCUCAACAUCGCUGACACAACUCGGAGGAGACCCUAAUAUUACUAAAACAAAAGUUAAAGGUUGUAUCCUAUCAUAUGGCUGUCAACCUGGGUACACAAACUUCAACAGUUUAAAUAUCUCUUUUGUCUGCUGUGACACCAACCUCUGUAAUGCCAAAGAUGCUCCAGAACCUGCAGUAGAUUCCAGUUCAGUCAUCCCCAAUGGAAAAGCAUGUUACACUUGUUACGGACAGAACUGCUCAACAAUAAUGAGCUGCUCAGGGAGUGAAGACUACUGCAUAACAGCAACAGGUAAUUUUGGAGGCCUAUCGUUUACUUCACAAGGCUGUGCCUCUAAAGCCGUUUGUGAUGGCGCACUAUCACUAUCACCAUCAUAUCGUGGUCAGGGCAUCUCCUGUUGUUCAGGGAAUCUGUGUAACGGAGCUAAAAGUGAAACCCUGAGUCUCCUGUUUCUCUGCUUUUCUCUGAUCUCCUUCAUCCUGAUGCUCUGAAUCCAGAAGCUCAGAUUGAAAUCAAAUGUACUUCACAAAUAUAUAUAUAGCUGGUAGUUUUGCAGUACUAUACAGUGCUCAGCAUAAAUGAGUACACCCCUCACAGGUCUCUCUUUUAAAUUAAUAUAUUCUAUAGGAUGCUUUACAGUAAUAUAUUUGUGCAUUUACCUUAAAUUUGACAGUGCCAAAGCCCAAACUGGUACUAAUAACAAAAAACCGAAGUCCAAAAAUUAGUGCAAACAAAUAAAUAUGUUGAGGAAAAGAUACUAAAUAAAAUUUUUAUAAAUAGAAAAAAAAAAAUCAAGAGAAACAUAAAAAAUAUAUGAAAAUUUUGUUUAAAUUUUGUAGUUUGCAUGUUUUUUUCCUAAUAACUAGGCCCACACGGAAACUGCGCGAGCAGAAUUUCACAGAUUUCCGCAGAUUCAUCAUUGAGUGUAUUUAUUUACUUGUGUAAAUUUUAAUUUAUUCAGUUUUUAAAUUAAUUUCAGUCAUAUAAUUGACUAAUAUAAAAAUGUUCAAAUGAUUUAUUUACAAUGCAGUUUGUACAGUAAUAUUUUCUGUCUUUUAGUAGACAUAUUACAUGAGAGACUCGCUUUGUUUACCAAUGUAUAAGUAGGUCCAAUUGGAUUUGUAUUGUAAACAUUAAAUAACAGUUAAAAAUGUUUAUUUAAUUUUUUAUUUAACAUAUUAAGUUUUUAAUUACGAUACUCCCAAAAUCAUUCCGCAUAAAUCCACAGAUUAUCUACAAAAUUCUGCGCAGAAAUGGCAAAAAACUUCCGCAGAUUCUGUCUGGCCCUACCAACAAACAAUUGAAAUUAAAUGUGUUAUUCUUCUAUUCCUAAAGAUAUUAUGUGACCAAACUCUUAUUUUAAUGGAUAUAACCGUUUAACGAAACAGUUUUGUUUAGCUGCACCAAAAAAAAAAGUCAUUGAUUAUAUUCAAUGAGAAAUGGAUAAAAGUAUUACUUUUCAAAAGAGGGUGUACUCAGUUAUGUUGAGCACUGUAUUUAGAGCUCUGAUGUUAUGAACGGAAAUUUUGUUUUCACAUUGUAAUCGUAAAGCUGUAAGUGUUAAUAAAAUGUUAAAUACAA